Enterobius vermicularis (human pinworm) is the source of this 279-nucleotide messenger RNA. The record is from the annotation of a GenBank genome assembly. NCBI's taxonomy places the organism in Eukaryota, Metazoa, Nematoda, Chromadorea, Rhabditida, Oxyuridae.
AUGCCCAAUUUUACAGAUUUUCAAAGUAUGAAGGAGCUUUUCGUGUUUUUGGCACUUCCAUUGAUUGCUCUAAUGGUAGCGAUUGGAGCAAACGAAAACCACCACAACGACAAAUACACAUUUUAUAGAAAUAAAAAUAAACCGAAAAAGUCCCUAAUCCCACCAUCGUUUGCAUUUUCAGGACAUGGAGACCACGAAGGUCAUGACCAUGGCGAUCACGACCAUGGUGGUCACGACCAUGGCGAUCACGACCACGGUCAUGAUCAUGACGAUUUUUGA